Molecule: messenger RNA, 1700 nt
Organism: Talaromyces proteolyticus
Lineage: Eukaryota; Fungi; Ascomycota; Eurotiomycetes; Eurotiales; Trichocomaceae
Product: IucC family-domain-containing protein
Exons: 1
Coding region: 83-1621 (512 amino acids)
Biological process (GO): siderophore biosynthetic process
Source: RefSeq, a predicted model, not a curated record
ACCCCUUAUCAGCAGAGCUAGAUUCCCAACCCCCAUUUAUACUGCUACAGAUUUUUUACGACGACUGCUUGACUACUUAUUCAUGGACAAAUCAGCGGAGAGGAAGCGAGCCGAGCAUGCCUCACUUGCUCGAGUAGCAGCGUGCUUGAUAAACGAACGCUUCGUGACCAUCACUUUCAGUGAUGAAUAUAUCACACUCUCACACCCGGACACGAACGAGAAGGUCCUCAUCCACCUUCCUCAACCAUUCCUCUUCGAAGAUAUCCUCGAUGCCUCGGAACUACCAGGCCAUGUCACCUACAAGGGAGAUGCGGUACAUGAUGGGGCACAAUUAAUUCGCAUCAUUGGAAAAUGGACCAACAUAGAGUAUGGGAUAUUGAAAAGAGUAUGCCGGGAGUUUGAUAACUCGGUUGCUAAUAUGGAGCUUGCAUACGGCCGCCAACUAUCUCUUACUUAUGACUCCCCCGCCAUCGAGUGGGAACAGGCUCUCAUCGAAGCUCACGGUUUGCAUCCCUGGCACAAGUGUAGAUAUCCCGAAGUAGGACAUUUUCUGGACGCAAAGCUUUACUUUGUAACUAUUCCCCGCGAGGGUGUCACAGUUGUUGGGGACUACGAUGAACGUAUUCGGCGAAUCGCUCCAAUCGAGCAAGUCGACGACGAUUCUAUCAUCUUUCCUGUUCAUGAACUUCAGUUGCCCCGCGUCAAAAGUGAAUUCCCCCAAGCCAAAGUCUUGGAUAAGACAAUUACCGGCCGAUCACAGAGCUCUGUGAGAACCAUCACAAUACCUGGCGCUGACUGCUGCGUCAAGAUGCCGCUUGCUUUGAAAAUCACAUCUAAUGUCCGUACCAUCAAACCUUGGUCCAUCACAAUUGGCUAUAGACUGCAGCCGGUCCUGCAUUUGGUUGAACAAGCAGCCGAAUCGUUUGGCGGCUCUCUGACUGUAAUUCGCGAAUAUGGAGCCGCGUCAACUUCGAGCCUGCACUUGGGCUGCGUUCUCCGUCAAAGCCUUGAAUCAAUUGAAGCGGAGACUGGAGAUAAAUUGAUUGUUUGCGUGGCACUGAUGGAACAUCUUCACCUAGUUUGGGCACCUGAGACGCUCGAAGAGAAGCUUGAGCUGCUUCGAGAGUUCUGCCACCAUCUAUUCCGCGCAAUUGCGCCCUCCGUUCUGCUGUAUGGCUUUGCACUGCAGGCUCAUGCGCAGAAUCUCCUUAUCAGGCUACAUCCCGAAACCCGGGCGAUUCAUGGGUUCUAUAUUCGGGACUUUACUUCGUAUCGAGUGCACCGAGAGUCCUUCAUAGAAGCCAGUUCACUAGAUAUUGACACCACAUCAUUCAUAACCACCAUGGAUUCGCGGGACAAGGUUUACAGGUAUAUGCACACUGUGCUUCAUACCCAUGUCGCUUCUAUGGUCCUUGCAUUAAAAGUCGGUGAUGCCGGGUGGAGGGUCGCCCGACAAGAGCUGGAAAAGAUAAUUCCAGAGAAUGACGAGUUGGCUUUGGAAUGGCUGAACAGCCCGUGUGUUGAAGCCCGAGCGACUCUUGCAAUGCAAAUUUAUGGCGUCGACAAGGAAUUAACGCUAGUGCCUGUUACAAACCGCUUCUAUUACUGCCAGCAUAAAUAGACUAGGUAUGAAGUAUUAAGAAUGCGCUUUAUUCUCUUGCUAGAUUGCUAUAGCCACAUGAAUUAACCCUAAAUGGAAG